GGGUUCACAGAUCAGGUAGACGUGGUCAUUGACGGCGUAGGUGGUGCCGUCAUCGGCUCUGAGUUUGCCAUCUUUCAGAUAGGCGCCACGGCUCUCGAAACUGACCAUGUUGGUUUCGGCCGGGUUGUACGCCAGUCCUGGGGCCGUCGUAAAGAUCUUCUUGGCUGCAUUCCCACUCGCAGCAUUGGAGGUGGUGGAACUGGCCGGCUGUUUCCGUUUCCUGGAAGAAGAGUUGGCUGAGGCGGGUGCCGCCCCCUCCUCGAACUUGGCGGAAAAUGAAGAAGUGCCAGGAAUCAAGUCUUUGGCAGCAGCCGCGCCAUUGGCACCAUUGACCGCCGUUAGACUCUUCCGCGACGUUGCCGAUGAGACGGGCUCCUCACUGUCGGCUUUGACGCCAUUGACGAAGCUGCCGGAAACACCGCUACUCCGUUUGGCGGAUUUGGAAACUGGUUGGGCGAUCUCCAGGUCAACAUCGAUGUCGCGGUCUUCCGCAUAAUUGGGGCGGGG
This is a messenger RNA of Aspergillus welwitschiae, 507 nucleotides long. RefSeq lists its product as uncharacterized. The transcript has 2 exons. NCBI's taxonomy places the organism in Eukaryota, Fungi, Ascomycota, Eurotiomycetes, Eurotiales, Aspergillaceae. The coding region runs from base 107 to 496 and encodes 129 amino acids. The record is from RefSeq and is a predicted model, not a curated record.